GUUCUGUAUGUUUGUUGAGCAAAGGACAAUUCCGCCUGUUUUGUAUUGGACUGUUUUGUAAAGACACGCAUUUUAGUCGUUUUGAUAUUAAGGUUUUGAUAUAUUGCCCCAAAUUUUCCCUCCAAUGCAAUAAAAACUAUUUCUCAGUAUAUUCAUUAACUUUAAUUCAAUUUCACAAUGCAAACUUGAAAUUGAUUUUUUGAUUUGAGUUAAGUGCGUUACUAAGCGGGAGAUCUAGCUCUUUUUACCAAUCCAUAAUUAAUUGUAGUUCCAGGAAAAACGAUGUCUUUUCUUCCUAUAACGACAAAUAUUGCAAAUGCUCAGCAAGCCCAAAAAAACAUCGAUAGACUCAUUGCUUUGUUAGUUAAAAGUGAGGUACCUUAUCCCAACAUCGAAAAGCACCUGAUGCUCCGGUUAACAGAUGAACAGAAAGAAAACAGCAGCGAAAUAAAAACAUAUUUCUACAAACAUUACUCUGAUGCUGUUUUGGCCAAAUUAAUAGAUCAACUAGAAGUUGAAAAAAAGAAGAAUCGAAAAAAAGAGGAGCUGGAACAACUUGUGAACGGCAAGCAAGACUUUGACGCUCUUAAAAAAGCGUUUCCAUCUCUGGAAAAGCUCAUAUCUCUCGUCAAAGGAUGUUCUGAUGACAGAUUAUUUGAUCCUGGAAUUUUUCCAGGUAAAAUCUGGAAAAUACUGAGCGACGAGUAUCAGCGAACUAGAGAAUUAAAUGACUCGGAGUCAGAGUUCUUAGAGGCCUUGAUGAACCAUGUAAACUGUCUGCUUGCAGAACUCGAUGCAAACAGUGUUUCGGACAUUCCGUUCAUAAAAGAGAGUCCGACAGUUUCAGAUCUCAUCAAAAACAUCGAGUCCACGACAUUUCUUUAUUCGAGUAAAUCAAAAGCAGAAAGACACCUUGAGCUGAAGGCAAAAAUGCUUAAAUCACGACCCGAAAACACGAUUGAGUUUCGAGCAUCUUUCCAAAACAAUCUACUGGAACCCUUACUGAAAGAGUAUCGGGCUCCACCUGUAGUUGAAAUACAAGUUUCUGAAACGGACCGUGAUCAUAUAAUCUUCAAAGUGAGUUGCUCUGGCAUAAAUAUCGAUCGGACAGUCCAGGAGACGCAGAGAAAAGGUAUCACUCCUAGCGAAACGCGAGUUUAUGCUAAGCAUCUUUUCGUCGUUGAACAAAGCUGUGAAGGCAAAGGCCAUAAUUUUUGUGUAGUUAGUCCUAAGAUUAAAAUUUUGAAGCCAAAAACAGUUUUGGAUGUCUCUGGAAGUAAUGCUUCCAACGCCUGGAACAUGAAAAAAGCUGAAGACGGAACUUUUCCGGGAGAUCAUGGCAGAGACGGUAUUGACGGAAACCAUGGAAUGAGUGGAGGGAAUGUGACUUUUUACUGCGACGAAAUAGAAGGAGCCAGUAACCUGAAAAUAAUAUCCAAUGGUGGAAAUGGCAGUGACGGCCAGGACGGAGGAAAUGGCUGCAACGGGCAAUCGGGAGUAGAUGGCAAGUCAUUGAACUGUAAAUCAAAAGACGACUUCCGAUCAAAGUUUGGGAAGUUGCAUUAUCUUAAAGAAGUGAGUGACUUUUGUUCCCAACUAAAUCAACUCAAUGAUUCCUACGACAGCAGUAGUUCAUUUUUCCCUACAAAAAGUGAUGUCUACUUUUCUGGCAAAUACAACGACUUGGACACGACUCUAAUUCAUUACCGGUACAGGGGAAACCUGUGGUUUAGAACAUUGGUCCUAGUCAAAGGUCUGCCAGGCACGGUUGGUUCACGGGGCGGAGAUGCAGGUGCUGCCGGCGCUAAAGGUGAAGGCGGGUACGCUGGAAUACUGGAAAUUUUUGGCCUAGAAUCAUCACAUUGUAAAGGAUCUGAGGAGCUCAUGGAAUGUGUUGAAACAAACCCAGGAAGAGACGGCAAUGAUGGAGCGCCUGGAAGACCUGGAAACGGAGGCCGAAACGGAAACAAAGGAGCGGACUGUGGACGAGUGGAAGCUGAUAGUGAUCAGUUUGUGCACUUCGGAUCACUGGAACUUUAUUCAGACUCUAACGAAGACAAAACAAGAGUAUGGACAGGCAAGUACAAAAAGUACUUUGGAAUCCGGACUACUGGAAGAUGGACGGUGCAGGACUCGUAUGAAACUCACGGAGAAAAGGCAACAAGAAGAUCCAACAAACGCCAAAGAGUUCGUAAAAGACUGAACGUCAGAAGUGAAAUAAAUAAGGAAAUGAAAGAAGCUAUGAAAAAAAGCGUUCAUGCUAAAGUUAACACAUUACUUCAACAGGAGAGGGGAAAAGAAAUUAACGUUGAAGAACAAGUGCAACAGAACGAAAGAGCCAAAACAAAUCGACUUCAAUCAGUCGUGUCUGAAGAGUUAAAACAGAAAAUUAGUUUCAAUGUUCCAAAGAAGCGAGAGCUAAAAUUGCUCGAACAGAGAAAUUCAUUUGCUGAGUUUGAAGACACCCAUAGUGACGAAGAACCAACCGAACAAAAUCCUACAGUGGAAGCAGCGUUGUUGUUUUUGAAGAAUCUUCUACGCGAUUUUCGCGUUGCCAAAAAAAUUCAUAAGAAAACAUUGAAAAAAUUAAAGGGACAAAGCAGCUUCGACAAAAUAGUAUUUAAGGAUCAAGAAGAGGAAAGAUCUUUUUUGGAAAAUGAUUUGAUCGCCUUGUUUUCUGAUAUAGAAAAUGAACUUAUGAAAACUUGUUCACCAGUUCAGAAAGAGUCUUUGAAGGAUUGCAUAAAACACACUUCAACACUGUUAACUUACGGUUUUCCCCCCGACAAAGUUGCCUCAAAAUUGCUGCAAAUUCAGCGUAUUACUUUUGAAAGAUACAAACAAAAUUGUGCAUUGCAAACCAGACAAGAUAUUGAAGCUAUUGCAAGCGUUCAACCUAAUAUGGAUGAAAAUCAUUCGAAGUGCAUCGACUUUCGAGCUUUUUGCGACGAUUUAGUGCAGAGAAGUUUGGAAGACAUUUCGAACUGUUUUUCUUCAAAACCUCCAGAAGGGCCAGGAAAACCAACUGCAAGAUCCGCUUCGUACACAGAAUACGACAUUGAUCAGAUCGAUUCCAUUAGGAAAAGAUUUAUCGCUGGUGCGGAGAAGGCCGUGAAAAAAUAUUUACCAUCAAAGUCAUCGCAAGACUUUGUCGAAACUGAUGUUGAUGGAGAUCGCAGAUUUGAUGCAGACGAAACAAGUCAAAAAAACAUCUCACAUGGUGACCGAGAAUGGCUGUACAAAACAAAUCUGGAAACAGUCAAGAAUCGAAUGCUGACAAAAAUGCUACAUAUGUUCAAGCAUUGCGAUAACUUCUGUCUGGACAAUAUUGUACGAGUCAUUAUCUGGAGACUUUCUUUUGAAGAGCCAAAAGUAGACAAAAAAGACAUGGAAGUGAUCAUUUCUUAUGCUUUGAGAGACAAAACGACUUAUGGCGUGCGGGACUAUUUAAUAUUGUUCGGCACUUACCCACAAGUUGAGUGGUUGUCGGCUCUUGUAACACUUCAACUUCGGCAAGCGAUAAAACUAACCGUCGCCGACAGCGUCAAGAUUCAAAAGUUCCUCGCAAACACUGAUAACGUACCCAUGGUGCGACUUUUGAGCUUGAAGCUUCGACGCGAGGAAUUCUCUAACUGCAGUUUGGCUAAUGUCGAAGCUAUUUUUGAAAACUCGAAGCUCAUUGAUUUGGACGACGAAAUAGCAGCACAAUUACUGGCCAUUGGAAUAGGUGCAUGGCCAUUGAGGCUUUUGUGGCUGGAAACGGUGCUUCAAAUCUCGUUAUUGAAAGUCGACCCCGAAAUGGACGCAGAAGACUUGGAAGAAUUCUCGUAUUACAUGGGCGAAAUCCGGCAAAAAUAUGGGGAUGAUGAUACCUCAGAACUACUAUCAAUGCUUUCCGGUGAUAAGUUUCUUGUGAAAAAGGAAUUGAAAACAGCUUUACGCAAUUUGUAUCGAAACAAGUGGAUAUUGGAUGAAAAUACUAAAAACAUUAUACGAAGACAACGCAGUUCCAAUUGGAAUAAAUUAGUGUCUCAGAAUUUGAAGUCUAGCGAACCGCGUAGCAUUGUUCAACUGACGGCUCUCAUAAGCAAUCACUCUACAAACAGUGAAAGAGUCAAAAAGAUGCUUCCUUCCUGUAAAAAGAAAGUCAUGAAAAUCGAAAAUAUGAGAAAACAACAAAGUGCUGUUUUACCAUGUUUUCAAAAAGCGGCACUGAAAAAAAUAAACAAAUUAGAGUCCGAGGAGAGAAAUUAUCGUGAAAAAAAAGACUCGCCCAAUCACAAAAUCUUUGAAAGAUUGAAUCUCGAGCAGUCAAUUAGAAACAACAAACAAAGCGCUUCGAAACAAAUUUCCCAAUGGACAGAAGAAGAUGUCAACAAUUGGGUGAAAAGUUUUUCUUCGUCCGUUUUCGCCGAUCUGAAAAGCAAGCAUAAAGAAGAGUUAGUAUGUGUAGUAGAUCAAACUAUCGAACUUACCCUUGGAUUCAAAUUACGUGCCACUCAACUUCUGGCUGUUGUCGUGUUCAUUGAAAGUGGUGAAACUGGAAUUCUUGAACAAAUAUCCACGGGCGAAGGAAAGUCGUUGAUAAUAACAACUUUGGCGAUCUACAAAGCUCUUGUUGAACAAAAAAACGUUGACAUUAUUACCAGCUCAGUGAUUUUGGCAGAGCGAGAUGCAAAAGAGCACAAAAACUUGUACGGAUUAUUUCGUUUAAAAGUGGAUCACAAUAAUGUUGACGAAAUGAACGAGAGACAAGAGGUAUAUUCUAAGUCCCACGUAAUCUAUGGAGACAUCAGUUGUUUCCAGCGAGACCUGCUCCUCGACACUUUCUACAACGUCGGCAAUGGAAUCGAGAGCCGCAAAGUUGGCUGCGUUAUUGUAGACCAAGUUGACAGCAUGUUGAUAGACAAAGGAAACAACAACCUCUAUUUGUCCCACAAUAUUCCUGGCAUGGAUGCCCUGGAGCCACUAUAUGUGCAUAUUUGGAUGAUGGCCCAUGACCCCGGAAUAACUGGAAGCGAGGAAGAUAUUGCACUUAUAGAACUCGCCGCAAGACAGGCGAUGAGACUUCUUCUUACAAAAGAUAACCUUCGAGAUAAAAUUGGAGUUACCGAGCUCAAAGUGAAUCAAAUUUGGGAAGAAUUGAUCCGUUUGGAGUUCAUAAACAAUCUCGGAGAAAUAAUUGAUGGAAAAAAGUUGUUAAAAAAUUGCAAAAAACUCGAAAAAAUUCUUCAGAUCGAAAUUGAAUUGACGCGUAAGGAAAAAGGAAAGGUUGUUUCGUUAAUCAAAGAUUGCAUCAGACGGGGAACAACGGUCGAAAUUCCAAAAAAUCUUAGAGAGUUUGUUGAGUUGCAUUUGAACGAAUGGGCUAAAAACGCAAUUCUAGCCCGGAGUAUGAAUAUCAAUGAAGACUACAUAGUUGAUAUCGAUCGAUCAGACAUCGCGCGAAGAACAGAGCCGAAUAUUGUAAUUAUGGACAACUACACAGGAGCAGAACAGUACUCCUCGCAAUGGAGUAGUGGUCUUCAUCAGUUCCUCCAGCUGAAACACUCCUGCCGUCUCUCAAUGGAGUCCUUGAAAGCCGUGUUCAUAUCAAACACUAAGUUUUUUGAGCGGUAUGGCUCAAAUUUGUAUGGGCUUUCUGGUACUUUGGGUUCUCAAAGUGAACGGAACUUUCUGAAAAACCUUUACAGAGUUGAUUUCUGUGUUAUACCCACUUUUAAAGAAUCUCGCUUCGAAGAAAUUACACCAGCGCUUUUUAGGAAUCAAGACACCUGGCUUAAAAGGCUCACGGAAGAUUGUGUUGCGAUAACGCACGAACAACAACCGGUGUUAAUCAUUUGUGAAAACAUAGACCAAGUCAACACUGUCGAAGCUGCCCUAAGACAGUUGAUGGUUGCCAAAAGCAAAGCAACCAAUUCUAAAAAGUCAAUCGACGGUUCCAGGAAAAAGCUCGAUUGCCCACUGCAUGUUUACACGCGCAGCUACGUACCUAUUGUUGGCAGUGAACGAGAAAUAACUGAGCCGUGCAUCAUAGUAUCCACCAACUUAGCAGGCAGAGGGACUGAUAUAAAGAUAAGCGAUAGACUUAGCGAAAAAGGAAGGCUUGCAUGUGUGUGUGGCGUACUUACCUCCAAAUGUGAGAAUUGA
Molecule: messenger RNA, 6150 nt
Organism: Symsagittifera roscoffensis
Lineage: Eukaryota; Metazoa; Xenacoelomorpha; Acoela; Convolutidae
Exons: 4
Coding region: 283-6150 (1955 amino acids)
Biological process (GO): intracellular protein transport; protein targeting; protein import
Cellular component (GO): membrane
Molecular function (GO): ATP binding
Source: RefSeq, a predicted model, not a curated record